AUGUCACCGCAAAAUCAAUCAACAACCGGGCAAAAAGCCCAUCGACGUAACAUGAGUUUGACAUUCGGUAAUAAUAGUUCUUCAGAAAAUCUCAUUGCCUCGCCAAAUAACACAAGGGUUGAUAAUACAACAUAUCUUACACCGAUUGAUACAUUAACGUCGGGAAAAAAAUCUCAUUUAAAUAAUAUAUUAAAAGACAAGAUUUCACCCUUAACUCCACCUUCAACUCCAUCAAAACAUAAACCUUAUAAUCCUUUUACUCUUAAAAAAAAAGUUGAUGGUAAUUCACCUCAAUCGACUAUCGUUGAUGUAAAAAAAGUGUUUUUUUUGCUCAUUUUUAGUGGCGCACUUGUUGUGUUCUUUGGUGCUUUAACCGGUAUAGGAAUUCCAUUUGAAGGGGAUAUCGUUAGUAUCGACUCUGACAAUUCAGAUCAUGUACAAGUAAUUAUUGAUAAAAAUACUGAUGAAUUCUCAGAAAAUUUUGAGACGCAAAAAGAAAAGGCUGACGAUCUUACCAGAGAUACUAUCGAUGAUGAUGAUAUAAAUGAUGGACUUGCCAAUGCUAUUGCUCAAGAUCUUGUGAAAGAACCCGAAUUAGAAACUGAUCAAGAAAAUUUUGAUCAAAAUCCAGUACUUCAACCCGAACCAGUUAAAAUUAAUGAAAAUGUCUAUGAACAAGAAAAAGAGGAAAAUGUCGUAAAAGACAUGGAAGACAAUUCCGACAAAAUUCCCUCAAAUAAUGAUAGCGAUACUCCAGAAAGUGAAGACAAAAUUGAACAACAUAUUGACGAAAUUACUGUUAUCCCCAAUAAACUUCAAAAUAAGAAAAAUAGGUAUUCAGAGAAUCAAAAUAAUGAAAACGAUGAUUAUUCUAAUCACGCAUAUAUAAGACAUGAAGCUCAUUUCACCUAUGACGACGUUGUUGAGUCCCUUACGGAAGAAGAACGAGCGGAUAUUCUUUUAACUAAAUCUUUAGAAAUUAAUACGGACGAAAGCUUGGAUUCGUCUUGCGGUUCAUGGCAAGACAAUUAUUCAAGGUUACAUGAAAAUAUCUUGUCAAGAAAUGCAUCUCAACGAUAUGUUAGCUACAUUUGUGAUGACAAAAUUAAAUGCGGAGGGUUGGCUAACCGCAUUCUUGGAAUGACAUCUGCAUUUAUAUUUGCAUUACUUACGAACCGAGCAUUUCUUGCGGAUUGGCAAACUCGGCUCCCACUUGAAGAUAUUUUCAAUUCACCAAAUAUUGAUUGGAGUUAUGAUUCAUUAAAUCUACCUUCUGAUAUUCGAGAACUUGAAACGAGCGAACUUAACAUCAUAGAUUUUGAUGCUAGAACUUUAGAUGAAAAGUUUAUGCUUUCCAAUUGGACAACAAAAUAUCCAAGUUCUUUUAUAAAGUUUUAUUCCAAUCGUGGAAUGGUCAUAAGAUCUUUUGAUUCAAAAUUUUAUUCAACAAUAUUAAAAGAUAUGGGAUUAAGACCACACACGGCAUUUGGAUGUAUUCUUGAUUAUUUAUUUCGUCCAGUUCCAAGUGCAUAUUCAUUUAUCACACAAUAUACAUCAUUAUUCGCGCUUUCAAGUAUAUUUACCGUCGGAAUACAGAUCAAAUCUCAGAAUGGUUUAACAUCUUUACAAGAUUACAAAUAUUAUUUUGAUUGUGCGGACCAACUUACACAAACUUAUGCAGCGCCACAUCAAAAAGUGAUUUAUUAUGUUGUAACAGAUUCGGUAAAAUUAAGAGAAGAGGCAGUAGAAGAAUUAGAACAUGUAGUGGUUUCUGGAUUGCCUAUUGAUUCAAACUUUGACAAUCUUGAUAAUCUUGAUAGUGCAAAUAAUGCUCUUAUUGAAAAUUGGAUUUUUAGCAAAACGGAUUAUAGAGUAAUUUCACCAGGAGAUUAUGGUAAAUUGGCGGCUUUCCAUUCAAAGCAAUUACAUACCACGGUUUUCAUGGAAGAUUCUCAUAAUGUUCCAGAUUGUACGAGAGAAUAA
Messenger RNA from Funneliformis caledonium, 1983 nucleotides. The record is from the annotation of a GenBank genome assembly. NCBI's taxonomy places the organism in Eukaryota, Fungi, Glomeromycota, Glomeromycetes, Glomerales, Glomeraceae.